AUGAAAAUGCCGUCAGCUUCCAGUGACAAUGUUGUGUCGGAAAGAUCUUCUUCAAGCACUCCUGCCCGUUUUUCUCGACGUACUGCUUCGGACAUCGCCCGAUCCGCUACCGCUGAGUCCCUUUCAAAGGAAACCUCGCCAACGGAACUACCAAGAAAACGGUCGCGCAAUUCUCUAGAUUCUGCAGCGCCUAGUCCUCGGAAGAGCGUCACAGUUACUGUUAAAGCACAAGACACUGAGGAAUUUCAUUCCCCUAGUGCUACUGUCAUCCAAUCUGGUCUCUCAACCCCUUCAAAAAAUGGCUCGGUGACGCCACAAACUCUUCCUCCGAACGCAUCGAAUACGGAGAAGGUCAUCGCGGUGAUAAACUUUCUUCGUGACCGACGCCGACGUCCGGAUGAGAAAAUCGUAAUUCUUUACUCAGAACGAAUGUAUCAGUUGUCUUCCACCGAGACUAAGGCGUCACUUCAGUCUUUGGUAGAAGAAAAUAAAAUCUUUCGAGUGAAGUAUCCUAGUGGUAUCUCCUACCGUUAUCACAUGUCUGUUGUUGCCCGAGGCGACACAGUGGCUCAGCAGUCGAACAGAAUUCGAGCAAAGUAUGCAGUCAGUGCAUCGAAGUCAAAUGGAACAGCCAAGACCCCUAACAGUCGUACUCCAACUCCCGUUGGUGAAACUUUCAGUGGAGUUGAGAUGACUGCACUCAAGUCUUUCCUUCGGCUCAUCUCGCCUAAUGGUUGCGUUGUUCGUUCAUCAAAUCUGACACCCAGUGGUGACUGUCCGGUGGUGGAUAAGAUUCGCGCACUCCUACCACAAGAUGUGCUUGAAAGAGGCGAGUUUCAGCGUUUGUCUCCUAUGCUAAUUUCUAAUGAGAGGUCAAAUAUGACUUUGAUUCGUUCUUGUAGAUACAUCGCAAUCCGAACCUGGGGUCUCGGUCUAUGUGCUCCCACCUCCAACUCCAGUGAGCUUGGAGACAGUGGAAAAAGCUCUCAGAUCUCUACCUCAUAUGGCAUUGGUAUGCCUAAUAGAUAUGGUAUUGUUGUUUUGGAUUUCGAACUUAGAGCUGGUCUCUCAUGGUGGUUCCCAUCGCAAGUCGUUUAUAGCUUCAUUCUGAGAAAUUUCUCUAUAGGCCGCUGGAGUCUCUUUUUUGAAGCUGGUUAUAAUUGCACUUCCUCUGGUGUGCUUCAGACUGCCGAUUCAAGCCGUUCUUCGGCCCCCCGACAGAACGGACGCAACGGGACUAAGUCUGAUGAUGCUGGCUCAACUCCUCGGGAUUUUCAUCCACUUCCAAGUGCUGGUCAUCUUUCCGUCCAGUCUAUCGUCUCGGACCCUGCAAUGUCUAUUCUCCUUCGCCGUCGCCCUUGUGAGGGAUUCACCGAACUCUGGAUUCGGUCACCUGGCUCAACUCUUCGAAAUACUUUUACUCUUCAGGUUUUGAGUGAGUUGACAGAAGCGCUUCAAUUGGCAGAGGCUGAUAAUCAAAUCCGUGCUGUGUUGAUCUCCGGCGUUGGACGAGUCUUCUCAUCCGGUAUAGAUCUACCCACCCUCUCCACUAGCUCCAGUGCUAAUGUUGUCGCUUUUGUUGACUCAUUGGUCACCGUUCUGCGCACUUUUCUGCUCAAGCUUUCUGCGUUUCCCAAGCUUCUCCUGGCAGGUGUAAAUGGGCCGGCGGAGGGUCUGGCGACUGCGAUUCUCCCCCUCUUUGAUCUCGUCUACGCCAGCGAUCUUGCUAGUUUUCACACUGCUUACGCGACCCUUGGACAGGUACCUGAGGCCGGCGCCACGUAUACACUGGCCCAGAAAGUGGGCAGCCCACUGGCCAAUGAUUUGCUUCUUGCUGGACGUCGGUUGUCAGCAAGAGAGGCAUUGCAACGUGGCCUUGUCUCCGAUGUCGUCUUUCCCAAAAGCUUCUCUCAAGAGGUGACCCUUCGGUGUGCUCGGAUCGCUUGCCAGUCAGCUGCGGCACUGGAGACAACCAAAUGCCUCUCGCGUCUUUGUGACCGCGAGCGUGUAGACUUCAUGAUCAACGCGGAGUGUCACAAACUGGUCGACACUUGGAAGACGUCUGAAUUUCGAGUUGCUGCUGCAAACUACGUACAACACUGUAUGGACGACUUUCUUUGA
This is a messenger RNA of Hydatigera taeniaeformis, 2121 nucleotides long. Lineage: Eukaryota; Metazoa; Platyhelminthes; Cestoda; Cyclophyllidea; Taeniidae. The record is from the annotation of a GenBank genome assembly.